Messenger RNA from Aureobasidium uvarum, 1848 nucleotides. Lineage: Eukaryota; Fungi; Ascomycota; Dothideomycetes; Dothideales; Saccotheciaceae. The record is from the annotation of a GenBank genome assembly.
UGUUUGUCUUGUCGAACACGACAUACCAAGUGUACUAUCAGCCAGGAUCAAGAUGUGUGUUUGCGAUGUCAACAGCUGGGUAGGUCGCGUUGCAUCUUUGAAUCGGUAUGGAGGAUCAAACUAUGCAAAAACGCUACUAUAGCUGGCCAGCGUACCAAUUUUCUGUAUCGCCCUUCGCAGCCAUGGGUAUCAACGAGCACGAAGCUGGUAUUCGUCCUCGAAAACGGCGACGGCCGGGAGAACAUUGUCGGGAUAGCGCAUGAUGGAUCAGUCGUUGGUACAGAAGGCGAAAUAUGCACCAGCAACCAACUCUCAAAAGAUCAAGAUGAUAGAAAUGGUGCUCGAUCUGACCCAGAAAAGUCGAUGAACACGACGCCAGACGGUACUUGGGCGCACCCUCUACAUACCGCUAUAGAGCUUCUCACUCGCCAGGAUGAUGAAUCGCCAAAAUCACACAACCAACCUGAGCAGAAGAACGCUCCUGAUACGCGGACAUCGCUAUGCCACAUCCUAUCACCACCUUUGACCUCGGCCAGCAAGCCUUCCACCGCUUGCUCGUAUACACAUUCGCCUGACAGUCCUGAUGCACCUUCCCAUAGUCCUCGCUUCAUGAAUCUCUCAACUCAUCCGGUCACUUCUCUUACAUAUCGCGAAGUACUUCUCAUGCAACACUUCAUCCGCGUUGUAUCGCCAUGGGUAAGGCAGGUAACAAUAUCCACGAAAGAACGGUACACUAAUGGUGUGACCAGNCUUGACGUUCUGCAAGAUGUACCACGGUUUGCUCAAGAAGCGCCCCUUCGGGCGACCAAGUCUCCAAUGCUGCUUUUUGCAAUCCUAGCGACAUCAUCUCGACAUCAGGCUCUCGGAGACAAAGAUUGGCAAGAGGCUUCAAACUAUCUUAAUGAAUGCUUGGAGCUGGUCAUACACGCCCUCUCACGGCAGGAACAUUGCCACGAUGAGGAUUUGCUUGUGACUAUUGUCUGCUUGAGACUCUACGAACUGUUCGGUCAUGAAACCUUCAGCUCUCUUCAUCUUGAUGGGCUCGCCGGCCUGUCGAGUGCUAUACCUAAUUUUCUAAAUNNUCAGGGGGGUCUGGCAGAGGCGGCUGCCUGGGUGGCUCUUCGACAUGACCUCUUCAUUGCGAUGAUGAGCAAACAAGCGCCCAGGUUUAAGCUGGAAGAUUACGAGCGCUCGAGCGUUUUCCGGAGACGUACAGACCCCAGCGCUACGGCCUAUGCAAUUAUUCUGAUAUGGGCAAAGAUCUUGCGGCAUCUGUACUCGACAGAGCGGGACAAUCUUUCUACCACCUGGUUGGGUCUUGAAGAUGCUGUCAAAAAUUGGUACAACGACAAAGGCUUUCAGCCUGUCUUUCAACAAGAUGCGAAUGUGGAUCUCGACCAGCCGUUUCCAAUCAUUGGCAUGAUUAGUGCACCACAAGUUAUUGCUCUCCAGUAUUUCUACACCUGUCAAGCAUACCUCUACUUGUACAAUCCGCUCGACCCCCAGCAAGCUAUCCCUGAAGCAGUAAAUGAUGACCGAUAUCAAGCGGCAAUCAGCUCAAUAUGCUCCAUCAUUGGCCUCGCGCGAUCAAACGCCUGGGUGGACGAUGCAAACUUUCCCGCUUGCCAUAAUUUGAUCACAUGUAAGAGAAAAAUAUCAAACGAGUCAAGUUGGUCAAACGAGAUGCUAACACGAGCAAGGNNCGGACAUCUUAUCGCUGAUCCAUUGCAGCGUGACCAUGCUCUCCAGUUCUUGGGAUACAUCAACAAACACUUCGGAUAUCGCAUCGAUAGGACUGCAAAUCUAUUGAAAUAUAAAUGGGCAGAGUCCGAUGCCCUCAAGAAGGAC